This is a messenger RNA of Didymodactylos carnosus, 690 nucleotides long. Lineage: Eukaryota; Metazoa; Rotifera; Eurotatoria; Philodinida; Philodinidae. The record is from the annotation of a GenBank genome assembly.
AUGAGUAGGAAAUGUAUUUCAUCAACAUUUCCCAUUAUAAAUCGACACUUUUCGGUGUCACCGAUUUUAUCUAUUCAUCUAACGUCGAUAUUAAAUGGUGAACCACAAAAAGCAAAGAAAAAACUCGAUCCAUUGUUAGAUAAACUUCGUGACGAACGAAAACGUAAACGUGUUGAACGAGUUAUUAAACGAUUAGAAAAAUUUAAACAACAAUUAAAACCAAUUCAUGAAUAUGAACCAGAACGUCGAAUAAUGAAAGAACUCGAAACUCGUCCACAAGUAGAAUUGACAUCUGAAGAGACAACACAACGUUUAAUGUUGAAUCGUGAUUGGGCAAAAUAUAAAUAUAAACAACAUCAACAAGAGAUAACAUUGAUAUCACGAGCGAUGAAAUCUCAAGAAGAUGCACUUGAACAAUUGAAAAAAGAAAAUAAAAUAUUAUACGAACAAGCUCUUCAAAUCGAUAAUAAAUUAAUUCCAUUCAUAAGACGUGGUCCAUUAUAUAGUUUGCCAAAUCCCAAUUAUGAUGCACCGGAUGGAGAUUAUUAUGAUAUAACGAAUUAUUUUGAUAAAGGCUUUGGUGUUAAUUUUAUGGAUCAUAUGAAAAAAAUGGAUCUUCAAAUAUGGGCAGAUCGACGAGCAGCCAAACGAAUCAAAAAAGAAGAACGAGAAGCAGAAAAAAAUAAAUAA